GGUACUUAACAUGUGUUCUUUUAUUUAAUUGAUAGAAAAAAAUACUAUUGCCAAGGAGUAAAAAUUACACCCAGUGUCUAGUGCAUGAAUGAAGAAUAGGGGGAAUCCUGGUUGAUAAUAUCUGUCACGUGACCAACUAGCAGCUGGGAACUCCACCCGCAACACAUGCCAAGCACUGUCACAGUUGGUGAGGAAAUCAGGAAGCAUGUCCGCUACAGAUAAACGGAGGAGAAAAUCUCCAGACUGGUUAAGAAUCUUCAGAGACACGGCGCAUUGUGAACUAGACCAAGUUGAGGACACUAAAAGUGAGAAGAAGGCGCCGGUUACUAUAAUCGACACAAUAGAUCGAACAGAUAUAGUGGAGUGCGGCAGGUUUCAAAAUGGCUAUGCGCCGCCUGUACAGUCAAAACCACAGAAUCGUAGUCCCGAACAGAAAAGUCGAAAGGUGACAAAAAACCACCAUCCGAAGCCAUUAAAAGAUCCAGAAAAUGGGGAAGAUAGUAGACCCCACGUGAAAAAUAUUUUCAACGAACAUUUCUAUGUGAACGGGUUUGCCGAUGAGAGCGUGGAGGACGGUAAAAAUGGCAAAAGCUCAAUUUUUGCCGGCCGGAGGGACAUGUUGAACACGUCUGCGCUGGAAGAACACAUUAUUGUCAGUGGCAAGGGGACUGUUCGGGGUUUCAAAAACAGGGUACGGGCAGGCAUUGUCACGUUUCUGGAACAGCAAGAUAAAAACAAGAAAAAUUACAAAGUCCUCGAGAAAGGAAAAAUAGUGGUGUAUACAACCACAAUGAGAAUUAUAAGAGACACAUACGAAAAAUGUCAAAAAGUGAGAUAUAUUCUACAAAACCACAUGGUCCGCUUUGAGGAAAAAGAUGUGUUUAUGAACCGAGAUCACCAGAAGGAGCUGAUAGAGAGGCUGGGGGAGGACGAGGUCACAGUGCCGCAGGUGUUUGCUGAUGGGGUCUUGCUUGGGGGUGUUGAAGCAUUAGAUAACCUUAAUGAAUCAGGAGAAUUAAGAAAAAUAUUUAGACAUUUCAAGAAAAUCACAGUGAACCAGAUGUGUGAGAAGUGUGGUGGGUAUAGAUACGUCCCAUGUAGUGUGUGCCAUGGAAGCAAGAAAUCCACAUACAGGAACCAUUUUACUACAGAGUUCUGCGCCUUACGCUGCAUGCAAUGCGACGAGAAUGGCCUUGUGCGAUGUGACUUGUGCCUGGACCAACAGGAAUGAUACGAGCAAUAUUAUUACUUGUGUGGAGAAAUCUCAUUGGUUGAUUGGUGAAGAAAAUACAGCACUUAAGAUUGGUCAAUUACAUACAGGAAACUAUAGAAUCAAUGCAAGCAUUCGCAGGAGGCUCAGGAUUAUUAAAACGAAAAUGUACAAUUUUUUUUUUAAUUUGGGUUUUUUUUUCAAAUGAACACUUUGACAGCACUGGUAUUAUGUCAGGUUCUUUCAUAAUCAUGCUACAGUUGGUUCACAUAAUAACUGUUAUUGUCAAGAUGCAAUUAAAAAACUUUCAGCUAGCCCCAUUUGAGUUAAUCAUGAGUAGCACAUGAGCCAUGUUCUGUAACAAUUCAGUCACAUUGGGCAAUGUUGAUGAUACAGACAUGGCUCUGAAACUAGGGGUCAGGUAACUGAAAAUACCCAUAAGUUGAUAAAAUAUCCUCCUCCGACCCAACCUCAAACAUGUCACCAGCACCACCAACUGUCAUUAUUCAUUAUAUGCUUAUUUCUUGUUUUGAUAAAUCUCAAAAAAAGUAUUUUCAUUGUCAAUUAUUAGCAAAUGUUUAGCCCACAUUAUAAUGUACAAGAAAUCAUGGUUUUACUGAAGUGGCAAUACAGUAUUACUUAAGUUAAUGGAUAAUACAGUGUAUUCUCAAAUACUCGACAGUAACCAGCAGAUAAAUUCAAAGCAUGCGUUGAGACAGCAGGGGUUUGCUAGGGGUGGAAGGUGAAGUCAGGCAAGUCUUUGAUGUGCUCUGUGUGUUCAGACCACUCCCAAGACUUAACUAAAUAAAAUUUGUGACAAGGGACUCCAUUUCUCCUCUGCCUCAGCUAGCCGAGCUAAAUUUGCCAUGGGCCUGAACAAUAGAAAUGAUAGUAUUUAUUCCCAAAUUAGGUAUAUAGAAUAUGAUUUAUUUAGAAGCUCAGUUUUAUUUAUGCCUGCAUUUUUGUUAUUUUGUUUAUUUGAUACUGACCUCCAGAUUGUGCUAAUCCUUGUGUUCAUUAUUCUCUAGCUUAAUUGCCAAUCAAAUAGACUUGUGGGCGAUAUAUUUAGAAACAGUCAACUGGCAUCCAUAUAUAUUUAGUAUACAUAUCUCAAUCCCAAUUAACACGGGUAAAAAUAAAGUCAUAGAAGGAUUCUUUUCUCACUUAACACACACUUAUUGGUAUUAUAGUUUUUACGUUUAAAGAAUUUUUAUCAAAUAUCAGUAAAUGUGGGAUAAACUGCAUGUGUAUCAAUUUUUUUUCUUGUUAUUGAAAUCAUGAAGUGUGAGUUCCCAGGCAUUUUCAUAUCACACAGUAGUUAAAGAAGAAAGAUGCGCUGUCCUUUUUUCCUGCUCUAGGAUCCCAAUAAUACAAAUUUAAGCUAUUUUUUUGUGUUGGCUAAUGAUAACUUUGUGGGUAGUAACCUAAUAUAUAAUAUAUAUCUCAAUUUCCUUAGCCUGACCAAGACUUUGCAUGUGUUCACCCAGGAAUAGUCAGAACAUGCACAUCUCCAUCAUUUAUCUCAAAGACCAAGUUCUGGGAUUGUUUUUGUUGCAAUGUUGAUGUAGUUUUAUUUAUUUGUUAAUAAUGUAAUGCACUGGAUUUAAAUAUUUAUUGCUCAAGUUGCAUGUUGUGGUGAAUGCACUGACUACAUUUUCUACUUCAGUGCAGGAAGGUUACACUAGGAAGAUUAGAAACUAGACGACCCAGCAUUUGAGACUGAAAAGUUUAUAUGCUAACAAUUUUGGCUCUUUAUUAGCAGAUACAAACAUUCUUGCAAAUGUGAUUUUAACAGGCAUAAUUAUUUUGCUUUAUUUAUAAACACCUUUUUAUCGCUUCAGUUAAUUGUAUUACAGCUUUCUCUUUUGAAUGGUAUUGGAUACCUUUUAGAAAGCAGAAAUGUUCCAGUCGUCUGUUAAGCUGGGUAAUAGGUGCGAGCAAAAAAUGGAGCAAAUGUCAUGACAUACGUUUAUUAUCUGUUAUGUAUAUUCAAGUCUAUUUAGAAAUAAAAUUUGAGUUAUA
Molecule: messenger RNA, 3232 nt
Organism: Lingula anatina
Lineage: Eukaryota; Metazoa; Brachiopoda; Lingulata; Lingulida; Lingulidae
Product: glutaredoxin domain-containing cysteine-rich protein CG31559
Biological process (GO): sensory perception of sound
Source: RefSeq, a predicted model, not a curated record